Molecule: messenger RNA, 683 nt
Organism: Antrostomus carolinensis (chuck-will's-widow)
Lineage: Eukaryota; Metazoa; Chordata; Aves; Caprimulgiformes; Caprimulgidae
Product: microtubule-associated protein 6 homolog
Biological process (GO): positive regulation of axonogenesis; cytoskeleton-dependent intracellular transport; regulation of microtubule cytoskeleton organization
Cellular component (GO): cis-Golgi network; microtubule; axon
Molecular function (GO): calmodulin binding; microtubule binding
Source: RefSeq, a predicted model, not a curated record
CCCUGCAUCACCCGCGCUUGCUGCAUCGCUCGGUUCUGGAACCAGCUGGAUAAAGCUGAUAUCGCCGUUCCUCUCGUUUUUACCAAAUAUUCGGAAGCCACCGAACAUCCCACCGCCCCCUCGUCCCAUCCGCGUCCCACCGCCCCCAUCGAUACCCAGCCUGGAGCUGAGGCUGCGGGAGGGGGGGAACGGGAACCCCGACCCGGUCCGGUCCCUCACGCUUCUCCUCCAGCUGAUUCCGUUAUGAGACACGAUUAUAAACCCUGGAAGGUUCAACGACCAGAACCCAAAAGCGAAUAUCAACCUUCGGACACCCCCUUCGAGAAGGAGACCCAGUACCAGAAGGAUUUCCGUGCCUGGCCCAUCCCCAAGCGGGGUGACCAUCCCUGGAUCCCCAAACCUGGACCAUCCCCUGUUCUCGCCUUAGACCGUGAUUCUCCAGAGAAACCAGCUCAGGAGAAACGCCGGAAGGUGCUCGUUGGUUCUGAGAAGAAGGAGGAAGAUGUCGAGGUGGAGGAUGAACAUCCCAAAGCGAUUCGAGCUGGGGAUGGGAGAGAGAAAGGGAAGAAGAAGGUGGAGGAGGUGGACGCGGGCAGGGGCAGGGCGGCCGCAGAUGCUCUCAACAGACAGAUCAAGGAGGAGGGCGGCAAGGUGGCGGCGGCGGGGGUCAGCUCAUCCUAUAG